This is a messenger RNA of Lontra canadensis (Northern American river otter), 386 nucleotides long. It is a transcript of the gene SMIM4, whose product is annotated as small integral membrane protein 4. The record is from RefSeq and is a predicted model, not a curated record. NCBI's taxonomy places the organism in Eukaryota, Metazoa, Chordata, Mammalia, Carnivora, Mustelidae. The transcript has 2 exons. The coding region runs from base 131 to 373 and encodes 80 amino acids.
GGUCAGGGCCGCGGUAGCACGGUAACUAGGCGUCCGGGCUCGGCUGUAGCUGGGCGCUCCAGUCCGGGGGCUGGGGCAGCUCCCGUGGCUCCCGGUUCCGCCGUACCCUUCUCCACGAUCUGGGUCGGGCAUGUUUUCCAGGGCCCAGGUGAAGCGGGUCCUGCAGCGGGUGCCCGGGAAGGAACGAUUCGGCGUCUACAGGUUCCUGCCCUUUUUUUUUGUCCUGGGAGGAACGAUGGAGUGGAUCAUGAUUAAACUGCGUGUGGGCCAGGAGACCUUCUAUGAUGUCUACCGUAGAAAAGCCUCAGAACGACAGUAUCAGAGAAGGCUGGAAAAUGCAUCGGAGACUGAACUUCAGCCGUCAAUAAAGUGAAUAUGAAAUUUCA